Ahaetulla prasina is the source of this 270-nucleotide messenger RNA. RefSeq names its product putative lysozyme-like protein. The record is from RefSeq and is a predicted model, not a curated record. Lineage: Eukaryota; Metazoa; Chordata; Lepidosauria; Squamata; Colubridae. The transcript has a single exon. Bases 25 to 255 code for a protein of 76 amino acids.
UUGCCAUUCUCCACCGCCGCCAUCAUGGCCGCCAUGGCCGCUUCCUCGGCGGCGUCUCCCGCCUCGGGUUCCUCUUCUUCCUCCGGCGGCGCCCCGGCCGGUUCGAGCUCCUCGGGGGCUUCGGGCGGCGGAGGCGGCGGCGGCGGGGCCUCGGGGCUGACGGCGGCCUUGACCGGCACCAUGAACCGCAAGAAGAAGCCCUUCCUGGGCAUGCCGGCCCCGCUGGGCUACGUGCCGGGGCUGGGCCGAGGGUGAGCAGCCGGGGUCGGG